Molecule: messenger RNA, 774 nt
Organism: Motacilla alba alba
Lineage: Eukaryota; Metazoa; Chordata; Aves; Passeriformes; Motacillidae
Product: cleavage and polyadenylation specificity factor subunit 1-like
Exons: 7
Coding region: 1-774 (257 amino acids)
Cellular component (GO): mRNA cleavage and polyadenylation specificity factor complex; nucleus
Molecular function (GO): protein binding
Source: RefSeq, a predicted model, not a curated record
AUGGCUCAGUUUUGGGGUGCAGUGGAUGCUGUUGGGGUGCUGUGGCUCUCGGUGGUGGAGUACGACCCCGGCACCCACGACCUCAAGACUCUGUCCCUGCACUACUUCGAGGAGCCGGAGCUGCGGGACGGCUUCGUGCAGAACGUGCACACCCCGCGCGUCCGCGUGGACCCCGACGGGCGCUGCGCGGUGAUGCUGAUCUACGGCACGCGCCUGGUGGUGCUGCCCUUCCGCCGCGACUCGCUGGCCGACGAGCACGAGGGGCCGGUGGGAGAGGGGCAGAAGUCGAGUUUCCUGCCCAGCUACAUCAUCGACGUGCGGGAGCUGGACGAGAAACUGCUCAACAUCAUCGACAUGCAGUUCCUGCACGGCUACUACGAGCCCACGCUGCUGAUCCUCUUCGAGCCCAACCAGACCUGGCCCGGGAGGGUGGCAGUGCGACAGGACACCUGCAGCAUCGUGGCCAUCUCGCUGAACAUCCUGCAGCGCGUCCACCCAGUCAUCUGGUCCCUGAGCUCGCUGCCCUUCGACUGCACCCAGGCGCUGCCUGUCCCCAAACCCAUCGGCGGUGUGGUGAUCUUCGCUGUGAACUCGCUGCUGUACCUGAACCAGAGCGUGCCCCCGUACGGGGUGGCGCUCAACAGCCUCACCUGCGGCACCACCGUCUUCCCGCUGCGGGUCCAGGAGGGCGUGAGGAUGACUCUGGACUGUGCCCAGGCCACCUUCAUCUCCUAUGACAAGAUGGUCAUCUCGCUCAAGGGAGGGGAGAUGUGA